GGGCCUCGUUCCUUCUUUAGGGUUCCUCAGGUCAACGUCCCGACUGUAGUCUGGGCGAAGGCGCCUGGCGUGAACGAGCUGCAGCGCCCGGAUCUCGGGGCGGCCGGCGCGCCCCUGCGCUCGCAGCCGCUCGGGCCCGAGGGCCCUUCGUGGCCGCGCGCGCGCCCGCCACCAGAGGUGGAUAGACCUCCCGCCCUGACACGUCCAUUGGUGAGUUGGCCGCUGUCGGUUCGCGAGGAGGGCGUCGCGGCCGUCAUCUCUGCGGGUCUGGGUCCGUGGGCUUCGGUCCUGGGUCGUUUUCCCUGGAAGGAGGUGUACUGAGGGGAGGUUUCUCCACCGCCGAACUCAGUACCCUCGGCCCGCCUCGGUGUGCCAGCUCCCAGGGGGGGCUGGCGGGCGGCCCCGGCCCGAGCGAGAUGUUCCUCAGCCCGGCGGCGGCGCCGGAGCCGCGCGCGUCCAUGAGGUCCGAGGUCAGCUCCGCCUCCGCCGCCGCCGCCGCCCGCGCCCACGCCAGCGGUGCCGCGAGGGCGAGGCCGUCGCUCGCGCGGGCGCCCAGCGUCGGGCGGGCGCCCACGAGCGCGGGGGCGCAGUUCGAGAUCUCGAAGGGCCGCGAGAACGCGGUCAUCCUCCAACGCCUGGCCGUCCUCGACGACAAAGUGGACAAGAUGACGGCCAUGCUCGUGCAAACCCUCCGCGUCUCGGAGAUCGGGCACAUGCACGGCACGCACCGCAGGCCGAGCCCGGCCAGCGUCUCCAACGACGGCACCGUCGGGGCCGACGACGGCGCUCUGGCUCCGCUCCCGGCCUCGCCGUCCACGAGCCCGUCGAGGAGGGCCUGCCAGGCUCCGCCUGGCCAGGUCGGCGAGCUCGAGGACGGGGUCCUCCCGGGCGAGCCAGACAGAACCGACGAGGACGCCCGGCCCCAGCCGCCGGCGAGGCCGCGCCCGGACCCGCCGCCGACCAUCGUCACCGUCCCGAGGCCCCCGAGGAUGCGGCGGCAGCUCUCCUCGGCGAGCGUCGCCUCCCGACUGACCCGGAGGUCGGCGUCGAGCGGCUCGUGCUCCGCCUUGGGGAGGAGCUCGGAGAAGGAGGGUGACCUUAUCGACCCGCUCGACUCUCAGGCGCUAGGGGUGAAGCGGACGAGCUCUUUCAUCAAGAGGGCCUCGGCCAUGUUCGAGCGCAGGAGUCGGAAAGCGGACUGGUGGUGGAACGUCCUCUCGAGCGACGCGACCGUAUCCGCCAGAAUAUGGGCUCGAGGUUGGUGCACCUUCGUGUGCCUGUGCACGCUGCUGACCCUGUCGCAGUCCUGGGGGAGCAGCAGGCCGGUGGUUGGCCCCACCGUCUCCGCGCUCGAGGUGCUAGCGGAGAGCGUCUUCUUGCUAGAGCUCUCCGCUCGGUUCGUGACCUGCCCAGACAAGUCGUCCUUCGCCUGGAGCUUCUUCAACAUCGUCGACCUCAUCUCCGUCUGCCCGCUCGUGCUCCGGGCGGCCACCAGGUUCGAGCCUCCGGUCAGAAUGGACCCCUCGAGCGCCAUCCGAUUCAUUCUCAUGUUCUUCGUCCCGACCUUCAGGCUGAUGAAGAUCCUCAGUAAGCAGCAGUUGCAGUUGCAGAUUUUCCAGUCUGUCGUGGACAAGGUCAGGGAGAGUAUGGUGUUUCUCGGCUUCGUGGGCGUCACCAUUGCUAUCACAGCUGCCUCGCUGUUGUAUUUGGUCGAGCCCGAGGACAACAUCGAGUCGUACCCCCACGCCUGCUGGCUCACCGUUGUCAGCAUGACAACGUUGGGCUACGGCGACGUCUACCCCGUCAGCGAUUGGGGCCGCUUGAUUCUUUCUUUCUUGAUGGUGUUCAGUGCCGCGUACAUGGCGAUGCCCAUCGGCGUCCUCGGGAACGCUUUUUCAUCCGUGUGGCAGGACAGAGACCUGAUCCUGCUCGUCGAAAGGACGAAGCGCACGCUCGCGGAGUGGGGCUACACCGUGAACGACCUCCCGCUGCUUUUUGAGCGUUAUGACAGCGACGAUGACGGGGAGCUGGAUUUGGCAGACUUCUUUCAUAUGAUGCAGGAUCUGCAGGUGAACCUGCGCGACGAGAGACUUGUGGACCUGUUCGAGAUUUUCGACAAAGACCGGGGCGGAACAGUAGACGACAAAGAGUUUAUGCACGUGGUCUUCCCACGAGCUUGGCACGCAUGGAUCCACAAGGAGCAAGAAAAGGAACUUUCAAGCGAUACGAAGCAAACUUCUCCGGAGCAGGCGGAUGGCCAGCCGACGGCAUCGAGUGAUGUUCUCAGAGUGUUUGAUGCUCCUCACCCGUCGAACAGCGUCGCAAAGGCGAUGCAAGGCGCCAGGCAGCCCAGCAAGACAAAUGAGACUGAGAUUUUCCGUGCAGAUGCUCUGGUGGAUAAAAGUUAUACCCAGUCCGGUGUGCACGAGGUCUGGGCCUGACAUAUCCUUCCAUGACUUCUGCCAUAUCGCCGGCGGCGGCGGGCUCCGCCCCUCUUGGGCCGCUCGGCGCAGUGGCUGCCCUAGCCGAGCGCGCGCCCAGGUGCGCUUUUCCUCAGCUAGGUGUCCUCCUCGUUCUCCUCCUCCUCCUCUAACUUGUCCGCUUCCCUUCCCCUCCCUCCCAUCUCUCAUCUCUUGCCCCCUCCCCCCUCUCUGGACUCCAGGGAGUUGCCCCUCUCGCCGCCGGGUGGCUCCCCGCAUAUCGCGCGUGCGGAGCAGCCUCGGCGGCCUUUGGGGCCCGCCCGUGGUGCCUCCUGCGGGGUGGCACCGCGUCUGCGCCGGGACCCGUUUGUGCCCGCCGCACAUCGCGCGUGCUCCAGAAAAGUCGGGGGCGGCGGCGGGGACGAACAGCCCAGGAGCGGGCGCUGCGCGCCUUCGCGGGGGAGCCCGGCCGAAGGCUCCUGGGCCAUCGGCGCCCCUGGGCGCACGCGUGUGCUGCUCUCCCCUGGGCUGUCCGCCUCCACAGUCACC
Prorocentrum cordatum is the source of this 2969-nucleotide messenger RNA. Lineage: Eukaryota; Dinophyceae; Prorocentrales; Prorocentraceae. The record is from the annotation of a GenBank genome assembly.